Messenger RNA from Kockovaella imperatae, 849 nucleotides. RefSeq lists its product as hypothetical. The record is from RefSeq and is a predicted model, not a curated record. The coding region runs from base 1 to 849 and encodes 282 amino acids. The transcript is spliced from 4 exons. NCBI's taxonomy places the organism in Eukaryota, Fungi, Basidiomycota, Tremellomycetes, Tremellales, Cuniculitremaceae.
AUGUCGCUUCGUUCCGCUUCUCGGCUCGCGAGAUCUCUCAGAGUCGCUCCUCGUCCCUCCGUCACUCUUCAGCCCUUGGCUCGCAGGCCCAACUCCUCAAGCUCUCAUGGUCAACCGAAAGGGAACGACCGAAUGUGGCAGGUCGGUGCUUUGCUAGGAUGGGGAGCCAUAACUGCAUGGAUCUUCCAACACUACCAAAACAGGGCUCACCAUGGACAUGGACACGGACACGAUUCUCAUGGACAUGAGGAGCAUGAAGAAGUAGAGGAAUCUAGCGAGGAGGACAGCAGCAGUGCAGAGGGUGUCGCUGCCGCUGCCAAGGGUCUCAAGGACAAGGCCGAAGACGCCACGGAAGAUGCGAAAGAAAAGGCUUCCGGCCUAGCCAAGGACGUCAAAUCCAAGGCAUCCGAGCUCACUGAAGACGCCAAAUCCAAAGCUUCAGAGGCUACCGAAGCUGUGAAAGCCAAGGCGUCGGAAGCGAAGGAGUCUCUGUGGUCUCGAGCCUUUAAGGCCAAGGAGAAUGUCAAAGACAAGGCAUCCGAAGCGAAGGAGGCUGUAGAGGACAAGGCAUCCGAGGCCAAGGACAAGGCUGAUGAGGCUACUGAGCACGUCAAGGACAAGGCUGCUGAAGCCAAGGAGAACGUCAAGGACAAGGCCGCCGAGGCUAAGGAGAACGUCAAGGACAAAGCCUCCGAAGUUGCCGAUGCCGCUAAGUCAAAGGCUAAGGAGGUCAAAGAUAAGGCUGAGGAUGAGGCUGGAGUGAGUGCUCAGGAUAUCAAAGAUAGCUUGAACAGAGCCGAAAAGAGCAAUGUUCCAAGAGCAGCUAUGGCUGCUGAGGAGAAACAGUAA